Messenger RNA from Dryobates pubescens (Downy woodpecker), 296 nucleotides. Its product is annotated as bolA-like protein 2. Gene Ontology annotation, cellular component: nucleus; cytosol. NCBI's taxonomy places the organism in Eukaryota, Metazoa, Chordata, Aves, Piciformes, Picidae. The coding region runs from base 30 to 296 and encodes 88 amino acids. Gene Ontology annotation, biological process: intracellular iron ion homeostasis. The record is from RefSeq and is a predicted model, not a curated record. Gene Ontology annotation, molecular function: 2 iron, 2 sulfur cluster binding. The transcript has 3 exons.
GUGACGCUACCGGAAGUUCCCGCAGGGCCAUGGCGGAGCUGAGCGCGGAGCUGCUGCGGCAGAAGCUGGAGACGCGGCUGGGGGCAGAGCACGUGGAAGUGGAGGACACUUCCGGUUCUCGCUGCUCCACCUCCUUCCGCCUCCUGGUGGUCUCCUCCCAGUUCCGGGGCAAGGGCUUGCUGCAGAGGCACCGGUUGGUGAACGAGGCCCUGGGGGAGGAGCUGGGGCGGAUCCACGCCCUGGAGCAGCGAACUCUGACCCCGGAGCAGUGGGAGGAGCAAGGCCGAGCUCAUUAA